AUGGACCCUCGCCCUGCCCUUGAUGACGAGUACGGUCAUUUCACCGCCAAGGGGAGCGAGCUUUGGCGGUACUUGAAGUCUCCCUCAGCAGCUGGAGAGCAUGCGAAGUCCCGGUUCGACCAGUGGGAGAUGUUGGAAGCUUACGGCUGGGUCGAGCAAGCUUCAUCGGCGAAGCAGGGUGAGGAUUUCGGCAUAAUUGAUGGCAUCGACCACAUCUUGCGAGGAGCCAAGGGGACUCAAGUGAUGUGGCGGCAUGGUACCACCAUCUCCAGUGAGGAUCUGCCGGAAGGUCAUGUCUACAAGGCCACAGACGCUCUCUACCAGAACGUCUUCUUGCCGGAAGCGGGCGUCAUCCUCGCCUUCGCAAACGAUGGUCUGGACUCGUCGGGCAACGAGGGACUCAAUGGGUUCAUGUGGGACGAUGAGAAGAACCACCUCACGCCUCUCAAGCACUGGUCCGAUGUUGCAUACCUCUCGUGGAAGAAAGCUGUCAGCGCCGAAGUCGCUGACAUCGGCAACCUCCAAUUCGUCCUGCGGCGGACCGUCAACAAUCAUGAGACGCUGGGCGUACUGACUCGCAUAUUGCGCGACAGAUAUCCGGAAGAAGAGUGGCGGUGGAUAGCGCCCUUCUGGCCUGACAAGGAAGUCAUCAGCUGGGACGACGAAGGGUUCAAGCCGAUGCUGUACACUCCAAAUGUCCGCGGCGCAGCCUGGCUGUUGAUUCAGCACAGUGAGAUCUUCAGAAAGAAGAUUAUCCGCUCGGUUACUGCAUACUUCGAGCGGGGCUGCGUCGAUGCCCAUCCGAACCUGCUCAUCGAGAUAGGUGAUCAGCCGAGCGUUGAAGGCGGGCGAUAA
This is a messenger RNA of Saxophila tyrrhenica, 855 nucleotides long. RefSeq lists its product as uncharacterized. The record is from RefSeq and is a predicted model, not a curated record. The coding region runs from base 1 to 855 and encodes 284 amino acids. NCBI's taxonomy places the organism in Eukaryota, Fungi, Ascomycota, Dothideomycetes, Mycosphaerellales, Extremaceae. The transcript has 3 exons.